AAGUUCCAACGGCUCGAGUAGAGCUGAUCGUUGCUGCUAGAUGACGCAUGCUGUUUAUCAACCGUAGUUAGCAUGCGCACUUGUUUUCUGUUAGUUGACAGGUCAGCAGCGCGUUAGCGUAAAGGCAGCAGAACGAUUUGAGAAGCCGGUUUCGAGGGCGAGACGCCUUUUAGCGGUCAAUCUUGAAGCCUUCCAGCUAUUUUAAACUGUUAACGACAAUGAGUAAAAGGGUCACACUCGAUGAUUUUCCCGCUUUGAAAUCGAAGCACGUUUAUAUUAAAGAUAAAGAUACACUUUUAAAGACGAUAAAUACGAUUCUGCAAGAUGGCACGAGUAAUCUGCAAGUAGUAACGGAUUUUGACUUAACCCUUACAAAGCAGCACAUAAAUGGAACACAUAUGCUUAGUAGUUUUGGUAUGUUCAAAAAGUCUAAGCAAUUGCCGCAACAUUAUUUGGAUGAAGCUAAAGAAUUGUAUAAUAAGUAUAGACCUAUAGAGAUAGAUCCAUAUAUAUCUGUGAAUGAAAAAUCAGAUGCUAUGCGUGACUGGAUGCUUGCUGCUAACAAUUUAUUAAAGGAUAUUGAAUUUGAUCCUAAUGAAAUGGAGAAAGUUGCGCUAAUAUCUGGCAAUGUGUUGCGCGAUGGCACAGAGGAAAUUUUUAAGAAAUUACACAAGGCAAAAGUACCAAUUAUAGUGUUUAGUGCUGGUUUAGGAGACAUGGUGGAGGCUAUAUUAAAGUGCCACAAUACUUUUUAUGACAAUGUACAAAUAAUAUCCAACUUUCUCAAGUAUAAUGGAAAUAAAUUGGAUGGAUUUAAAAAUAACGUGCCCAUACACACAUUCAACAAAAAUGAAUGUGCAAAAAAUCAUCUGAAGGUACUCAGAAAUAGGCAUAAUGUAUUGUUAAUGGGAGACUCAAUUGGUGACGCAGAUAUGGUAGAAGGAAUAAAAGAUGUUAAGGCAGUUUUGAAAAUAGGAUUUCUUUACGAGCACGUGGAAGCUAGUUUAGACUCUUUUAUGGAAAAGUUUGAUAUCGUUCUCGUUGAUGAUCAAACGAUGCAAGUACCAACAGAAAUACUGCAAAGCAUCUUAUAAUGUCGAUAUUAUUGUUUUAUAAUGAUAUUUAAUAAUAUUUAAUAAUCUUGA
Messenger RNA from Linepithema humile (Argentine ant), 1145 nucleotides. RefSeq names its product cytosolic 5'-nucleotidase IIIB (gene cN-IIIB). Gene Ontology annotation, molecular function: magnesium ion binding; 5'-nucleotidase activity. Gene Ontology annotation, cellular component: cytoplasm. The record is from RefSeq and is a predicted model, not a curated record. NCBI's taxonomy places the organism in Eukaryota, Metazoa, Arthropoda, Insecta, Hymenoptera, Formicidae.